AUGCCGAAGCUCGCCGUCCCUCGUUCACCUACCUCCGUCUCCUCCCGCAUUAUCCGCUUCUAUCACCCUCGCCCCCACGCGAGAAGCGCAUCCUCGCAUUCUCCAAUCCGCCAUGACAUCCCUCGAUCACCAGCUCAAACCCAUCUACCUCUCCUACCAUCUCGGCCAGGGUCAGGCUUCGACUUCAAAUACUCGCUUACAGAUGACCUCAACCCGCCAAAUGACCACAAACCCCCCGAUGAGCGGGUCAUAAAGCUCGGAAAGACUCUCCGGACACUCUCCCCCUUGCUUCCGACGAUUCUCACAAACCCGCUCCCACCACAUAUCCUCUCACCAAGCGUAACCCUCCACCUCUUUCCCUCGACACACCCGCACCUUCCCACCGUCAAGGGCCGCACCCUCUACCGUGCCGCACUAUGGGCUGUGCCAGUGGCAUGGAGCAGCGUCCCGCUGGUCGGGAACGUGAAGCUGCAGAUCUUAAGCGAGCGGAUCGUGCGCGGUGGAGCGGUCCGGGGUCAGCAGAUGGACUCGGCGCAUGUUGCACCAAAGAACGGAGAUUCCGGCGAUGAGAGGCUCGUUGUGCGCUGGCGGACAGAACGGACGCAAUCAACUUCGACACCGUCGACACCACCGCCAUCCGAACCGCGAAAGCCAGACGCAGGAACCCGCGACGAGUCGAAAACGAACACCAACAAAGGCCUAAGCGUUCUGCUAGGCGGCGACGCACCGAUCUUCAAACCCUCGCGCGACGACCAAUUCACGGGCCUCUUCAUCUUCUCCUUCGACGAGGAGGGUCGUGUCUUGACCCAGACGAUUGAGCAUGCUGAAGAUGCAGGCGGGUGGGAGCGCACGGCGAAGUUUGUCACGCUUACAGAUUGGCUGAUUGGGAAGGCAAGGGGCUCAUUGGAUGCGCCGCAACCCGCGGGGCUGUGCUGCUCUGGUGCUGGCGCUGGUCAGGAACAUAAACAAGAUCGGUAUCAGCAGUGGCGGGGUGAUGAGGGUGGCGGGAGGAUUAGGAUGUCAACGGGGUCUGGGUCUUCGUUAUGA
This is a messenger RNA of Aspergillus mulundensis, 1047 nucleotides long. RefSeq lists its product as uncharacterized. The coding region runs from base 1 to 1047 and encodes 348 amino acids. The transcript has 2 exons. NCBI's taxonomy places the organism in Eukaryota, Fungi, Ascomycota, Eurotiomycetes, Eurotiales, Aspergillaceae. The record is from RefSeq and is a predicted model, not a curated record.